ACUUUCAACACCAAUUUCCGAGGCUGAGAACUGUAGUCAAUUUCGCUGAGGACUCAUAUUACGAGUCAAAAGACUUCGAGCAAUCAUUCAGUAUUCUUUACAAGUGGAAAGGCGAGGAUCGUACAUGGAUGGCAAAUAUCUGAAUGAUGAGAAGGAUCAUCUGCGUCGCGGGAUCAUUUCGAUAACUCUUUCUUUCUUACCAUCAUUUACAUUUCUGUAUGAUGAAUGCCACAGAAAAUUUUUCUUCAGCGUCUUCGCCAACUAAACUUCGUCCACUAUCCCCAAAGCAGGAACGGCGUCUCGUCGUCUUUCUCGAUAAUGAAUUCCUUGAACUUACACGUGGCUACAAAAAACGGUUUGUGACCCGUUCACCGAUAAUUCACACUAAGUUGUACACUAGAUCAUCGCCAGCAUCACAUCUUCCAACACUCGAUGCCUAUCUCCAAGCUGCGCAAAGGAUCUUAGGAUUGAUACUCCAAGUUCCACCCAUAGAUCCAUCAACAAGCCUGCGGAUACAGCUAUUGCUUCGUUUGACGAAUGAAGUGCUGACGUGUAUACCUGGCUAUCCUUCAAAUUCGGAAAACCUUCCUAUAGCUAUGGAUUGGCUUGAUGAUCUUGAUCAGUCCUGGGCCGCAGUGCUCCAAGCACAGGUUUGGAAUCCCAGCGAAGGAAUAGGUGAAGAUCUGAUCGUUGACGCUGGUGAUGUCGUUAGAGGUGUAAAGUCCACGCCGAUGAGCCAGACAGAGCGUACGCGGCUGAAGAGCCUUCUCUUGGGAGGUGUGGCGACGCUAGAAGAGUGGUUGGAAGGCAAGCCGAUUGGUGUUAAUAGACAGGCAACUGCGGUUGAGGAAGAAGACGGGUUGAACGACAUUUUCUCAAACACACUUGAGGAGCUUGGGCAUCUGGGUCUAGUCGCAGUUGAGCCUGAGGAGUUGUGUUCGAUGGAUCUAGAUGAUGAUUGAUGAGAGGGAAACCAGCAUCGUUUGGCACUCAGUAAUCCUUAAGCAUCUGCAGUUCAGAACAGCCUUCUGCCUCGAUCUGACCUUGUAUUUCUUUCGUCUGAUGGCCGCUGCGGUAGAGAAAGUCGAUCUCCAUUCAAUUGCGCAGGUCGCGUCCUUGUCGCGUCCUUCUCAAUCCCUUGACAAGCCUCAACAGGACUAGAUUCGCCUGCGUAUAGAUGACAGUAGGUCAUUGCAGUAGGACAUACUUCAUUGUUAGUGCAGUGUCACGUAAAUCAAGGUCAUAUCCAGUCAAACGG
Molecule: messenger RNA, 1258 nt
Organism: Lentinula edodes (shiitake mushroom)
Lineage: Eukaryota; Fungi; Basidiomycota; Agaricomycetes; Agaricales; Omphalotaceae
Exons: 2
Coding region: 219-962 (247 amino acids)
Source: RefSeq, a predicted model, not a curated record